AUGCCAAAAAUACCAAGAACCAACACCAUUGACAAAUUCACCUUCACACGCCCCGGCGACGUCGUCUACGAAUUCCCCAAAUACACCUCCGCCUCCUGCAAAGUCCGCAUCACUCUGCCCCCGGGCAGCACCUGGACCUCAGGCCCACACUGGCACGAAAAGCGCGUCGAAUACUUCCGCGUCGUGCAAGGCGCCGCCUGGUUUACUCUCAACGGGGAAUACAAAGUCUAUCGGCCGUCCGAUGGCAACGUGCCGAUCCCAUUAUUUACAGUCCACGAAUGGGGUCGGGCUCCCGAGCAAGAAGAGGGGGAUUUAAUCGUCGAUGAAUGGACGGCACCGGCCGAUUCGUUCAAGAUUGCGUUUUUCCGUAACUUGAAUAGUGUCAUUCUGGAUGAAACGAGUGAUGGGAAGACACCGCCGAAGAAUGAGUGGUGGUUAACGCUGCAGCUGUGGGUGAUUUGCCAUGGGUUGGAUAAUUGGCCGGUUUUCUGUAGAGGGUUGUUUGGCGUGCAGUGGGUUGUCACGCAUGUGUUCUUGGCUUUGGUUGCGUUGGUAGGUUGGGCGGUCUGGGGGUUGAGGGCCGCUUAUGAUGAGUAUACGGCGCAGAGCAUCAAGGAUGUCAUUAGAGCUGCUAAGGAGGGGAAGAGGGUGAAGAGACAUUGA
Messenger RNA from Aspergillus welwitschiae, 663 nucleotides. Its product is annotated as cupin domain-containing protein. The record is from RefSeq and is a predicted model, not a curated record. Lineage: Eukaryota; Fungi; Ascomycota; Eurotiomycetes; Eurotiales; Aspergillaceae. The transcript has a single exon. The coding region runs from base 1 to 663 and encodes 220 amino acids.